ACAGGCUUUCGAAGUUCUCGCGGCAUGCUUAAAGACAAUGUUGCCUCCCAAACGACUUUUGCCGUCAUCCCCUGAACUCUUCAAGAUUGUAUCCAUUUUAUUGUCCCACUUACUUUCGUCUGUCAUUCCACAGAUCAUUACGCUAGAAGGGAAACAGAAAUCAAAGAUACCCACAGCAAUUAAAGGCGGUUCUAUUAAUGAGAUGAUGAAACUUCUUACUACAACCAUCCUAGACCCGCUGAUACAAUCCAUCCAACCUCUUUCACAUGCGAAUAUCCUGGAGACAUUCAACGUCAGCGGCAAGAAGGCAAAAAAGGACAAGCAGGUCCAGAUUCAAGAAGUUAUCGAUUUACGGAUGGAUGUCCUCGGACUUGUUAAUAAU
Messenger RNA from Serpula lacrymans var. lacrymans S7.9, 382 nucleotides. RefSeq lists its product as uncharacterized. The record is from RefSeq and is a predicted model, not a curated record. The transcript has a single exon. Lineage: Eukaryota; Fungi; Basidiomycota; Agaricomycetes; Boletales; Serpulaceae. The annotation marks the transcript as partial.